This is a messenger RNA of Seminavis robusta, 4372 nucleotides long. NCBI's taxonomy places the organism in Eukaryota, Bacillariophyta, Bacillariophyceae, Naviculales, Naviculaceae. The record is from the annotation of a GenBank genome assembly.
ACACAUGUUGAUGCUGUUCACAUCAUCGGCUGUUGGGUACUUUUAGUAGCUCGUAAUAAUAAGCUUCAGCGAUCUCUUGAGUUUUGUUGCUGUGGCAAAAGGGCUGACCCCGGAGGUUAGAGCUUGUCUGCUGUUUGUGUACUAUCAUAGUAGCUGGUAAGAUAGCUUCGGCAGUCGGUAGCGACGAUUUCUUCUUUCUUACUUGAGAUCCAGCACAGAGUCUGCCGGUACUUGUCAAUGCCGAACACUUCAUCUUGGAUAUUAUUGAGAAAGCUACCCAACAAAUCGAGGAAACCAACCAACCGCCAAUCAAGACAGGAAAGUGGAUCUGAUCAGUCGAUUGCAAAUUUUGGCUGUCAAAUCUUUCAGUGAGAUCAUUCAUUUAUCUAACCAUUUAUUCUACAAGAUAUCACCAUGACAACCUUGGAUGCCACAGAUGAGGCGGCAUUGGUGGACUCCUUCUUCUUGCCAGGUGGAAUUUUGGAUCCAGAUCAAGAAGAAGACCAAGAAGAAGCAGAACCAGAAACUCGAAAGCCACCGUAUCCCCCGGGCAUGGGCCCGGCAACAACAACCACUCCUUAUCAAUGGACUGACGCACCUCCACUGACACAACCUACUCGACCCUAUCUGCCACCAGAAACAGAUGAACUGAGGGACGAAGAGCCCAAUUCAUUUUGGAGUACCAACAAUGCUGCUAGCAAUAUUCCGUUUGACCCAACCCCACAACCCUUUGCAACAACCAGCACUCCCGAGCCUUGGAUGCUGGCAGCAACUUUAGAGGAAACACUCCAAACAACCAGCAAUCAGGAGGAACCCAACAACUUGCUGCACAAUCCAGGACUCUUUCCCUACCGCAAUAGUUUGCAGCAAAGCAACAGUCAAAACAGUGAUCUGGUGGCCCAAUUGCCACACCGUGCACCCGAUCAUGAUCCCCUGAAGAAUUUGCAAGCUCUGCAAUUUACGUCUCCUCUACCAGGACCACUCGGCACAACCACAGCCGUUACCACCACCAGCGGAAACCAACAGCCACAAAAGCCACCUUCCGCGCAAGAAGUCGAAGAUGUCCGCAAAAUGGUCUCUGUGCUAUCUUCCUCAUUGCGAAAUGUAGUUGGGUCGUCGGAUCAUGCUCUUCCUGAACAUUUGUUGCAGCCAGAUAGCCCACCCAAGAUUAUUCGACGCCGAUCGUCCUCCACGACACAUCGUCUAAUCAACCUUCCUUUGGAACUCCCCGAUGAGCAACAACCAGGUGCUCUCAAUAAUGAGAAUUUGGUCAACCACGACGACGACGAUUUUUUGAUUGAUCAGCAGUCCACCACAUCAUCCUUGUCUAGUGGCAGUGCCAAGCGGGAUGAUUCCCACCGCUCGCACUCACCAGUACCACUCAGUGUCCAUUAUCUACCAUCGGAAACAUCCUUUCUUGUAGAACAACAGCAACACCAGCCGUCCAAAACAUUUUUGCCUGAAACAGAUGAACCUCUCUUGUUCCCACCGUCACAAACAGCAUUGCCAGUACCCGCAACACAAGAACCACCACACUUUUCCACUUUGGCGGUAGUAGCACCACCGCCGGGGUACCAACAUUUGCCGCCCCCGCAACGUUUGCGGUUUGAGGACGAAGAACCCAAACCACAACCAGCACCAAUCCCGUCCCUGCCACCUCGCAGCGAAGCACCAGUACCUUCACAAGAAGAAGACGAACCACCAGAAGAGGACGAAGAAGAAGCGCUGGAAGAAGAAGAUAGUUGGCAACAAGUUGGACCCAAAGAGUCACGGGAACCACCAAAGGAGCCAAGAAUUGCUCCAAAGCCUACGGAACCACCACCCACGGGACCUAAAAAGUCAUUUGAUGCUGCAGUGACAACGGCCAGGACCAAAAAUAGCAAUCUGGUUGGUCAGCAAAAGACAAGCACUACCACAACCACACCUACGAUUGUAGCAGACUUGACGGUGGAACCAAGAAAGGUUGCUGCAGCCAUCUCCACCACCACAUCGACCAGGAAGAAACGAUCAGGGAGAAAGCAAAAAUCCUCCAAAAAGGGGACCACAGGAACAGGUACUCGAAACAACAGAGAACCCCAACUCCACCAAAAUGAUGUGCUCAAGACUGGAAAGACCCAUGUCGCGGUGGAGGAAGCACCCCCUUCAAUGGAAAGUCCCACUCGAACGACUGUGCCAUCAACAGGGACCACCAUCACGAGACCUGCGACAACUGCAACCAAAACAUCCAAAACGAAACCGGUAUCCCACACGACAGUAACAGGAACCACAUCAUCGAAAACAACAGGAACGACCAGAACUACCACGUCAAGGAAUACCGUGACUUCGGUGCUUGUUUGGAUUGACAACAGCAUGGACUUUGCAAGACGCUCCGCACAGUUCCAAAUGUCACUGCUAUCGCGAAUGAUACAAGAAGCAGUGAAAGAAGCAGUUGAACGACAAUCGAUUGCUGGCUGCUACGCAGUCAUCUACUUUACGCCAGUCAUGAGUGAUUUGAUCAUGGACCAAUGUGUAUGGCUGCCUCACUUCUUUCCAGGUAUCAUUCUGGGCAUUGUCCUGACAUUGAUCUGCCGGUCCAUGUUGAAGGAUCAAUACCUGAUUGAAAUGGCUUCUUUCUCGCCUACCCAGUUUGCAGUUCCUCCGCCACAGCAACAAGGUGAAAAAGUUGGACGAGGCGCUUCAACUAGAAAGAAGGCCCAGAAGGUAAUCCCCAAAGUCCCGCAACAGGACACGGCGGCAGUGACUCUGUCACAAAAGGAGCACCGCUUGCAGGAGCUUCGGUCAAUGGAGGCCAAGAUCUGCAUACGCCUGCUGAGGAGCCUUCGUUGGGUGCUGCCAACUGUCGUCCUUGCGACGGCUGUGGUGGACCGGACAGCCGAAGAAGACAUUGUACCUGCUCUUCGCCUUGUGGUCGCCUUUGGGUUGUCCAUGUUGCAAACAUUUAACUUGUUCAGCACUUUGGCAUGGAUCAGUGCAUCCAUCCAGGUGUUGUUUGCCCUUACCAUGCGAAAUAAUCAUACCUACAUGGAGCGUUGGUUUGGAGUGGAAAUCAUCGUGGGUUCCCUCGGCUUAUCAACGCUUCGGUUUUUGCGGUUAAGCUCUGGUGCUAAACAGAAGUACGUGUAAUUGACUUCGAAGCAAUGAGCAUGUCAUCACAAGCGACAACAAACAAAGCACGACCAUGGCCAAACGCGUUACCAUCACCCAGAACUGCAUGUGCAAUGCCAGUACGACGUACAAGCAGCGAUCGAAAGGUCCAAGAUUGCGUACGAAAAUGCAAUGCCAAGAGGAUCAUUCCUUUCCUGCAACUUUCUCCGUCGAAAUUGGGAGCAUACCGAUUAGCAGGUCAAACGCAAAAUAUCCAUCGAUCAUCAGUUCGACAAUUGCUUGAAAUUCAUCCUUGUUGGGAUCAUUGCCGCUAGUCAAGUUGCAGAUAUCUGGUUUGCUGCCUGCCAUUCCAGCGGAAGCAUUGGCGGACACAAUACAGGAUACACGCUCGACUCUGGAAAAGUUGGAGCUAUCUGAGUUGCGUAUCUCUCGGGAUGCUCGUCUACCACAACUCAGGAAAGCUCUGAAAGAACACCCAACACUCGAAAAGGUAUCAUUAUGUGGGCUCAGUUUCCGGGAUGGCAGAAAUUCGAGGAGUAUCGUGCGAUCGCUUGCAACGGACCCCAAACUGCAAAAAGGAGUGCUGGAAAAUUCCUAUGUUCAGCAGCCAGUACAUUGAGAGCAUUUAAGGAUCUCAGCCAAGAACCCGGCCUCCGCGAUUUGCACUGUCGAAUGCCUUGGUGACGGCUUGCUACUUUGGUUCGCUUUUGUGAGAACCUGGCUGCCACCAUUGCCUCCACCAAUCUGAAGUCUCUCUUGCUUGGAGACGACGAAUUCCUGCUUGGGUUUGGAAAUGAUAACGUUCAAGCAACAUGCUGGUAGAUCCAAAAUGCAUGCUUUAGGAAAAUUGAGUCAUUGGGUCAACCGAACCGAACAUACUUUUGCUGCAACUUGCAAUGGCGCUCCGGACGAAUCGAAAUCUCAAGAAGCUCCGAAUUGGGUAUCCUGGAGGUGAAAGUAGAACCAGCUUUGAAGCAGCGGUGGGGACUUUUGACGAUCAGGUUCGCGCUGUCUUGUACAGCACUCUGUAAGAACAUAACUUUGUACUCCAUCAUACUGAGUUCGAAGGCAUGGAGUCGAGUCGAUAUGGAAUGCUUCCUGCAUUCGCCAAUACUUGAAACUGAACACGGCUGGUCGACGAUUCCUGUUGGAGGAUCGAAGCAUGGUCAGUAGACUAGCCUCAGUCGUUGCUUCUUGCCCACACGACCCCAUCGUUGCUUUCUACUACAUGUAACCCUAAGCUUUUUAAAAAAGAAACCAUAACAGC